Molecule: messenger RNA, 1463 nt
Organism: Centropristis striata (black sea bass)
Lineage: Eukaryota; Metazoa; Chordata; Actinopteri; Perciformes; Serranidae
Product: zgc:172076
Exons: 10
Coding region: 264-1463 (399 amino acids)
Biological process (GO): phosphocreatine biosynthetic process
Molecular function (GO): creatine kinase activity
Source: RefSeq, a predicted model, not a curated record
CUAACCUAAAAUAUCUACGUUUUCACCAGACCUGACGUGUGUGCAAAGUGUCACAACUUUUAAAAUUCUGUCCAGCAGUGUUUACAUACAGAAACCGAAUCAGAGAGAGACACACUGCAGAGGUGUGAGGGACAGUGCGUCCCUCAGUCUCUCCUGAUGGACGCUGUGGUUAUAAAAAGACUGUAACUGGACUCCUGUAGGCUGCAGGACGAGCUGCUCAGGACCAACACAACUGUUCCCAGAGCUUUUGUUGUGCUGACGACAUGUGGAAGGUCAAACCUCCAGUGGCCUCUCCUAUGGAGAUGAGGUACCGGCCAUUUCUGGAGAGUUUGGUCCCCCCUGACCCCAGGUCCCAGUUCCACCUGAGGAGAGGCUCUCCUGACGAGGAGUUUCCUGACCUGGCCAGGAGCUAUACCCGGAUGGGACGGAUCCUCACGCUGGACAUGUACCGCCGCCAGUUCCACCGCUGCACCCACAGCGGAGUCAUCUUCGAUGACGUCAUCCGCCCAGGCCUCGAGGAACCAGGUGACGGCUCCGGUCCCGUGUCUGUGGGCUGUGUGGCGGGCGACGCUCAGUCCUACGUCUUGUUCUGUGACUUCUUGGACCGAGUCAUCGAGGCGCAUCACCAACACAAGAUCAGCAGCCAGACGCCAGAGGGCGACUUCAACCACAACAACUUGAAGGGGGGCGAUGACUUGGACAGGUCGUACGCUGUACGAUGUGAGGUGAGCGUUAUUCGAGGCGUGGAAGACUUCUGCUUCCCAACACAUUGCAGCCGAGGCGAGCGCAGACAGCUCCUCACACUGGCCAGGAGAGCUCUGCAGCGACUGCAGGAGGAGCUGCCGGGUCGACUCCUCUUGCUGGAGGAGCUGAAUCAGGAACAGCAGAGGGAGCUGAACCUGAACCCUCCGUCCUCCUCGCAGCUCCGUACCGGUGUGGCCCGGGACUGGCCCGACGCCAGGGCCGUCUGGGUGAGUAAGGACGGCAGCCUGGUGGUCUGGGUCAACAUGGAGGACCACCUCAGACUUGUGUCCACACGAGAUGACGCCAACAUCACUGAGGCGUUUAAAUGCAUCUGCAUCAACCUGCAGAAGCUGGAGAAGUUUUACAGUGAGCUUAGACACUCGUUCACCUGGAAGCAGCAGCUGGGCUGGGUGAGCAGUUCUCCGGCCGACGUGGGGACGGGUCUGAGGAUCAGAGUCCACCUCAGAUUGCAACACCUCCCCAAACACAGACGCCUGCAGGACGUCCUGCAGAGACUGAGGAUCUGCAUGGAGCAGACGGGUACGAGGACAGACCUGAACUCCCCGGCGGUGUAUCGUGUGAGCAACGCGACGACCUUCGGCCUGAGUGAGGCGGGACUGACCCAGCUGGUGAUCGACGGGGUCGCUCUGCUCGUCACCAUGGAGACGAGGCUGGAGGGCGGCGGACACAUCGACGAGCUCGUUCCUGCGCAGAAGUAG